AUGAGUAUCGGUGUCAUCUUUCUAGCCAAUAGUUGUCCGAACUCGAUGGCAACAUGGAUGCAGUUCUUGACAGCAUACAUCGUCUUUCACCGCAGUGUUGAAGGCAAAAGUGGGACCUUCGCACCGACGAGUACAACACCGGCACCAACAGGCGAUCUCAUUCUCGUCGCCGGCCUAUCUAGAUAUGAUAGAUGCGUCUAUUUCCUCAUCCUAAUCAAUGCCUCUUCCAUCUUUGCCUCCAACAUACCGAUAGCAAAAUACAGCCACGAUGCUGUGGUGUCAGAUCCCCCACGCCUCCCCUUUCCGGACAACGAUCCCAAGGCCACUCUGAACGUGGAGAUGAGAGAAGCCCCGCCGAAGUUGAUCCCGACUAUGGCCAUUCCAGCCGCAAAACGACUGUACACUCGUCCUUACGGUGGCAGCCGAGUACUGGCUCUCGCCGGAGAUCAUAGACACCAUCGCGCAGUCCGGAGUUGCAUACCCAAAGAAGAAGGACCUCCACCUGGCGGCGUACUGAUGCAAGCACGAGAGGGCAUACGAGGCGGCGUCACUGCGAUUGAUCGCCGAGAUAUCAGAAAUCAGCUAUCAUUCACGCAAUGCCCUACUGCCAAUGCAACAUCCGCAAGCCAGCGGUGGAGGCGGUUCCUCCGCCGUCACGAAAACACAAACCGGGUCACAACUGCCGCAGCAUCUUCAGUCCUCCGCAACGUCGACAUAGAUAUCUUACCGAGGGGCACGCCGUACAUAUCGAUCAGCUCCAUGAUGAGACCAGCUGAUGUGAAGAUGUCAAAGGCGUUGGAAUUCAACCGCGUUGGACAAUGUCACGUGCCGGGCCCGCCUCUGGGGCACCACAAGACGUUGAUGAAGUGCUCCAUGGUGUGCGAGGAUUCCGUGCCGCAUGGAGAGAACGACAGGGAAAGAGAGUCCGAGGGUAUGCACACGUUUCCGAAAACGGGAAGUGCUAAGCAGAUUUGCGUCGGAGCUGAAAGCUCCAUGCAUUCGGACAGGUCAUAUCUCAAGUUGACCAAGAUUGGAACCAGACAAAAAAGUGAAGUGAGGCUAGCAGGUAUGUCAUGGCUGGCUUUCUCAAACGCCUACAAGAAUUUCGACCUUGACCACCGCGUCCACCUGGAGUAG
Colletotrichum lupini is the source of this 1137-nucleotide messenger RNA. RefSeq lists its product as uncharacterized. The transcript has 7 exons. The record is from RefSeq and is a predicted model, not a curated record. Lineage: Eukaryota; Fungi; Ascomycota; Sordariomycetes; Glomerellales; Glomerellaceae. The coding region runs from base 1 to 1137 and encodes 378 amino acids.